ACUAAAACGUGAUAAAACCAGACGGUGGACAAGAACGGUGGCGUUCGGUGCAGCAAAAUGUCUCGUUCGCGUUCGUUUCAUUUUCGAAUCGAGAAGAAAUUCGCGAUAAACUAAAACCAGAUGAAACGUAACGAGAAAGCGACGUGAUUAGUGAAUGAAAGAGUGUGAAAUGUUAAAUCGCGUGUGAGAUGGCGUCGAACGCGUUCCUUUAGAAUCUUUUUUUGUUAUUGGUUGUUAUAAGAAGGCUGGUGAAGAAGAAAAAGAAGUUUUUGGACGUUUGAUCGAGGAGAAAAAAAGGCGAAGAAAUUAAAAGAAAAACUAAAAUAAUGUUCGAGUAUAAUAAUAAUAAUAGUAAAGGGUGUAAAAAUAGAACGUGGUCUAUUAGUGAGUUGGAAUCAUCAUUAUAGUUGUGUGUCAAAAAUUAAAAACAAAAAAAAGUAAGAAAAUUAUGGUUUAGUAGUGUUUAAGUUAUGAUUUUUUUAACACAAAAAAGAAGUUAAGUUAAAGAGGAAGAAGAACACGGAGGUUUUACUUUUUUAUGGGUAUCUGUUAUAGUUGUACAAAAUCGAGGAGGCGAUUUAAAGAUAAAGGAACUAAGAUAUGUUCAUCUCUUCAAUCGGCGGUUUCUCCUCUUCACAUCCAACAACACCCCAUCCCAAUUGAAGUUGAAAAUAACGUAGUCGCGGUGGCUAACAAAAGUGAUCCGUUGAACGGUGGUAUUGCGCCCCCGCUGCUGCUGCCGCUGACGACCGUCAGCGAAAAUUGCGGUUCGUCAUCAGGCAACAACAAGGGGCUAGUCGACCAAAAACGACAAAGUAUGUCAAAUGCAAUCAAGCAAAUGGUCAGCAAACGUAGGAAUCGUUACAAAAAGGACGGAUUCAAUCUUGAUUUAACCUAUAUUACAAGAAACAUCAUAGCGAUGGGUUACCCCGCUUCGAAUAUAGAAGGAGUUUAUAGGAACAAAAUCGAAGACGUCGCCAGAUUUUUACAAUCAGAACACGGGGAUCACUACAAAGUGUACAACUUGUGUUCGGAAAGGAACUAUGACAAAUCGAAAUUUUGCGAUCGCGUCGAACAAUUUCCGUUCGACGAUCACAAUCCGCCAAAAAUCGAAUUGAUCCAGCCGUUCUGCGAGAGCGUCCACCGUUGGUUACAGGUGGAUUCGAAAAACGUCGCCGCCGUUCAUUGCAAAGCCGGAAAAGGACGAACGGGAACCAUGAUUUGUUGCUAUCUGUUGCAUUCGAAAAUGUUUACCGAUCCGACGAAGGCGCUCGAACAUUACGAUAGUAAACGGACGCAAGACCAAAAAGGAGUUACUAUACCGUCUCAAGUUCGUUAUGUCCAUUAUUACGGUAAACUACUUCAAGAUAACCUGACAUACGCAUCGGAAGUGCUCUACGUCCAUCAGAUACGUUUAGAACCGGCGCCAAUUUUCGUCGGGGGACAAGGAAGCGUAUCGUUUAGUAUAUCGCAACAAGAAACGGCCACGGACGGUUCCGCGAGUGGCGGUGAAGUGAUCGAAAAGUACAAAAGCUGUAUGUACGAGGUGAAACGGAAUCAAAACGCGGGUUUGAUUCUCGAAACGGAUAGUUGCGUGCCGAUUUUCGGAGACGUUAAAGUUAAGUUUUACACGAAAAAACUCUACAAGGAAAAACAGUUUCAUUUCUGGGUGAACACGUUCUUCGUAUCGCGGUAUAACGGACCGAAUUCCGCGGGUGAUAUUGAAUUGGUUUUAAGAAAAAACGAAUUGGAUAUUGUUAAUAAAAAGGAUAAACAGAAUAAAGCGUUUACUGAGGAUUUUAAGGUAACCGUUGUGUUUAGGCGAGUGCCAAAAGAUCCGACGCGUUGGGGCGCAUCGCCCCCUAAAUCAACUUGCCUCCACCAAGGUGGUCAUCAUCAAAGUACGACGACGACGACCACCAUGUUACACGACCAAACGACGAUGACGACGACCACCGGAAAUAACGGACGAAAUCAAACGUCGUUGCUACAACAGGACACGACACCAAGCGUGAGUUCGUCGGGUUCCGGAGACGACGAUUCGCCGGAAUGCGACGACGAUGUCAGUCCGGAAAGUGACGAGGAUGAGGACGACGACGACGACGAGGACGGCUGGGAUAGUGCAUUGGAAAUAGAGUCAACGUCAAUGGAUGAUCGACAACCGAGAGAGUUCGGUUACCGAUUGCUUUCUGAAUCGGAUCUGAGUUUCCCGUUGGGAUCCACGUCGUCAGGUGGUGGUGGUGGUGGAGACCAUCUAAUGGCGGCUUAAACAUUUAGAUAUCAACAAAAUUUUUCGAAUAAGAGUACAAAAUAAUCCUUAAAUAAAUAAAAACGUACAUUUAAAGCACACACACAAAUAUAACACUAUAUAUAAACACGAUAAUGAUAUCUAUUUAUAUUAGUAUUUCAAUUAAAAAAAAUAAAAUUGUUUAAAAAUUA
Onthophagus taurus is the source of this 2439-nucleotide messenger RNA. It is a transcript of the gene Pten, whose product is annotated as phosphatase and tensin-like protein. NCBI's taxonomy places the organism in Eukaryota, Metazoa, Arthropoda, Insecta, Coleoptera, Scarabaeidae. The record is from RefSeq and is a predicted model, not a curated record. Gene Ontology annotation, molecular function: phosphatidylinositol-3,4,5-trisphosphate 3-phosphatase activity; protein tyrosine phosphatase activity. Gene Ontology annotation, biological process: phosphatidylinositol dephosphorylation; regulation of phosphatidylinositol 3-kinase/protein kinase B signal transduction; phosphatidylinositol 3-kinase/protein kinase B signal transduction. Gene Ontology annotation, cellular component: cell projection; cytosol; nucleus.